Abrus precatorius (Indian licorice) is the source of this 2490-nucleotide messenger RNA. Its product is annotated as phosphoglucan phosphatase LSF1, chloroplastic. Gene Ontology annotation, cellular component: chloroplast; starch grain. The coding region runs from base 148 to 1911 and encodes 587 amino acids. The transcript is spliced from 10 exons. Gene Ontology annotation, biological process: starch catabolic process; protein dephosphorylation. Lineage: Eukaryota; Viridiplantae; Streptophyta; Magnoliopsida; Fabales; Fabaceae. The record is from RefSeq and is a predicted model, not a curated record. Gene Ontology annotation, molecular function: carbohydrate phosphatase activity; protein binding.
UAAAAAGGAAAAAAAGAAAAGAAAAAGGAAAAAUGCAGCGCAGCGUCUCACCUAACAUGCUCUGCUUAUUGCCUCUCUAACGUUACUAAAACUAAGCAUAACUUGAAUUCAAUCUGCUCUGCCAUAGCCACAACCGUAACCAUAACAAUGAACAUGCUUCCACUGCAAGUCAGCACAAACCCUCACCCUCAUCCUCCAUCGCUUCUUCUGAGCAGCUCCAACAAUUGUUCCUUCUGUCCCACCCCUCGCUCCCUCUACAACAGCAAAAGCAAGCUCUACCAUUUUCGCUCCAUCGUUGGAACCCUAAACUUUAGGGUUUUCGCAGUGUCUGGUAACUCCGCAUUCAAGAUGAACUUGAACGAGUACCUCGUCACUCUCGAGAAGCCCCUCGGCAUCCGAUUCGCUUUAACUUCUGACGGCAAAAUCAUCGUCCACUCUCUCACCAAAGGGGGUAAUGCGGAGAGGUCCAGGAUAAUUAUGGUGGGCGACACUUUGAAGAAAGCCGGCGAUUCGUCUCAGAACAGUCUCGUUGAGAUUAAAGACGUUGGAGACACACGGAAAGUGCUAAAUGAGCAAACAAAUUCUUUUAGCUUGGUUCUUGAGAGGCCUACCAAUCCUUUUCCCAUUCAACUGCUGCAUAAGAUGAAUGAUCUUGAAAUAGUUUUUAAUAGAGGUCGAGUUCCUGUUGUCACAUGGAACAAGACCCUAUUGGCAUCAAAUUUACAAUCAUCUAGUAAAAGCUGUGGGAAUUCUGGAUUUUUGAUGUUCAACUCAAAGUUUCUCAAACCGAAUGGAAGCAAGUUGUUGAACAAUCUAAAUCAACAUACCAUCACACAUGGUGAGAGAAACUUCUUUACUGAACACAAAACACAACUUGCUUGUGUUUUUAGCGAAAAAGUGUGUGGAGAUGGAGAUUGGGCUCAUGGAAGUUUUCCACUUGAGGAAUAUAUUCAGGCUCUGGAUCGUUCCAAGGAUGAGAUGUACUACAAUCACUCCCUUGGUAUGCGCUAUAGUAAGAUUACAGAGCAAAUCUAUGUGGGAUCCUGUAUACAAACUGAAGAUGAUGUUGAAACCUUGUCAAAAGAUGAGGGAGUUGCUGCUGUUCUGAACUUCCAAAGUGGAACUGAAGCUGAAAAUUGGGGAAUCAAUGUAAAAUCAAUCAAUGAAUCUUGUCAAAGGAAUAAUAUUCUCAUGAUCAACUAUCCUAUACGGGAGGGAGAUUCUUAUGAUAUGAGAAAAAAGCUGCCAUUUUGUGUGGGGCUUUUAUUAAGGUUGCUAAGGAAGAAUCUUCGUGUUUUCGUGACUUGCACUUCUGGAUUUGAUCGGUCUCCUGCUUGUGUUAUUGCAUACCUACAUUGGAUUACAGAUGUUUCCCUUCAUGCAGCCUAUACUUGGGUCACUGGCAUACACACAUGCAGACCUGACAGGCCGGCAAUUGCAUGGGCAACAUGGGAUCUUAUAGCUAUGGUUGAAAGUGGCAAACACGAUGGACCUCCCACACAUGCUGUCACAUUUGUGUGGAAUGGUCAUGAGGGAGAAGAUGUAACUUUGGUAGGAGACUUUACUGGUAAUUGGAAAGAACCAAUCAAGGCAAAGCACCAGGGUGGACCAAGACAUGAAGUAGAAGUUAGACUAGCACAAGGAAAGUAUUACUACAAAUUCAUUGUAAAUGGACAAUGGAAGCAUUCAACUGCUUCACCAGCUGAAAGGGAUGAAAGGGGAAAUGUUAACAAUAUAAUUGUGAUUGGUGAAACUGCUAGCGUUCUGCCUUCUGUUCAGCACCAGCAAAAGGAUGCCAACGUUAUCAAGGUGAUUGAAAGGCCUUUGAAUGAAAAAGAGCGGUUUAUGUUGGCAAAAGCAGCUCGUUGUAUUGCUUUCUCUAUCUGCCCUAUCAGAUUAGCUCCCAAAUAGUUGCAUAGAAGUAUCACAAUGUACAGAAUUGCAGUUGUUGUACAUGUUACUGGGGCCAUAAAAUUUGGUCAGUGUGAGGCUGAGGGCACAUAGCAAGAGUAAUCAUACGUUAGGGUAUGUCUUGGCAUUCAACUCUUGUGAAAUAAAUGAGUGGUAAUGCUCAUUGCAAUGCUGUUACUUGUGUCUCUUCUUGCCUGCCUGUGCUUCUCCCUUUAUUUAAUUUUCGUAUUAAAUACUCAAUAAUCAUGGUAUGAAUUCACAUGAAGUACUGGCUAUUUACCAAAUGAGUAAUUUGCUAUAAUGGAUUUUGACUAGAUAUCGUCAUUUGAGUCUUUUGGCCAAAUGACAAGUUUUAGCAUGGUACUUGUGCUUAGGUGAAGGCACCAUACCAUUUUAUGUAAUGUUGAGUUAUGGUGGAGGUUUUUUUUGUAGUACUACUGUUGUUACUUGAGCUGGUACUUGUCCUUUUUUUCUUCUCCCUAUUCAAUUAUUGCAUUCUGGACCAUAUGAUUCCAUAAUUUCCUAGUUUAUGUUUGUCUUGAUGAAUUGCUUUGCUUGAAUAAGCAAACUUGUCUGCAU